CGGCGAGUUGCUCGAAUGGAGGAUGCCCAAGGUAAUCUCCGCCUACGUCCAACAGGACGAUCUCCUCUACCCGAUAACAAGCAAUAUCCUCACCGACCCAAUCACCAUCGAGAAUGGCUGGAUCGGGGAAACUCGAGCUGCCCAAUUACCUGCCAGAAACUGACCAUCACUCUGCUCCCCAAAACCAACUACGUCCUCAAGCGCCUAAUCGCCACCUGGCUCGAACAAAACCUUACCUCUUCUUCCCCUUCCAUCGAAACCCCUCUCUGCCGGAGGAAAUCCGCCACCGCCGCCGUCGGAGAGUCCACCACUCCGUCGUUGUCUCCCAACAGCGUCAUCGUCGCUGCGGCGGUCGUGGACGGCUCCGUUGCCGAGCUACGCCACACGAUCAACAACCUCUGUAUGACGGAGAUCCUCGACGAAUCGGAGGCGGCGGUUCUGAAGCGACUUAUCCAAGACAGAUCGAUCUCUCCCCACCAAGAUUCUUCCCUUCCCUCCUUUUCCCCUCUGCUUGGUACUAAAUUCUCCCACCUCCCAGUCUGUUCUCUUCUUCUACCUAUCAUGAAAUGAAACCCGCGCUUUCUUUCCUCAGGGUAAUGUGUGUCUCUCUCUGGUUCUCUUACUUCACUGGGUAGCUUCUAAUUCUACGAAAUUGGUGCUCCUCAGUGAAGGGCCAGUUGCCAAUGACUGAAUUUUGCUAGUUUGAUUGCUCUCCACUCUCUACUUCCAUUUGGGUUUCCUCCAAAAACUCUCUUAUACGUUUCUGAAAUUGGUACUACCGCAAAACCGAGUUGAGACUUGUAGCCAAGAUGAUUUUCUUGUACAGUUUGUUGUAUGAGCUAAAUUGUUGGGCUUAGAACUAAACUGAGCUUCACUUU
Linum trigynum is the source of this 878-nucleotide messenger RNA. Lineage: Eukaryota; Viridiplantae; Streptophyta; Magnoliopsida; Malpighiales; Linaceae. The record is from the annotation of a GenBank genome assembly.